AGUAGGAAAGAAAAAUGUAUAAUUUAAUAGAAGGUCGACAUCAAGCCGUGAUGAACGGAGACGUCCCUUUCUUUUCCGACGGAAAUUUAAUAGUACAAGAUAUACAAAAUAACAUUUUUACUGUACCUGUAUGUGAGGAGACGUUAAAGUUCUUUAACCUGCAAUUUAUUUCUGAUGAGAAAUCGUCCAUACCCGACAACGGCAGUUUAAAUAAUUCUAACACUAAUGAACAGAGUGAGUCAACAGUCUCAUCUACAGCCUGUUGGAAAGAUGACAAUGAAGUUAAAUAUCUUAUUUAUCUUUGGCGAGACCACCAAAAUAAUUUCAAAAGUAAGAAGAGUCGAAAUGUGUGGACUCUAAUCUGCCAAGAAUUAAAAAAAGCCUCUCCUAUAUGGAACAAAAAAACUCCUAUUCAAUGCGAAAACAAGUGGAAAGAUUUAAAACGGAAAUACAUGGAAACAAAAGAUCACAAUAACAAGUCUGGGAAUGAUCCUAAAACUUGCAAAUUUUUUAAAGAAUUAGAAGAGGUUUUGGGCGAAAAGCCAUGUGUUAAACCGAUUGCUAUCGCCUCUAAUCUUAAUAGGAAGAGAACAUUAAGUUCUAAAAAAGAAAAUGAUUUUGAGAAAGUGAAUGAAAGUUCUGAGUCAUCGAUCCAGACCCAAGAAACUCCUAAACAAAAGAAAAGGAUGACCAGAGUUCAACGAGAGCUGAAAGAUUGGUCUGCUGCUCUUCUUGCCGAUGUGAAAGUUCGAGAGGAAGCUAAGGAGCGACGUCAUAAAGAAGCUAUAGCUGAAUCAAAGGCAGCGAUUGAAGUGUACAAAGAGGUUGGGGAAAUUGAUCGAUAA
This is a messenger RNA of Trachymyrmex cornetzi, 845 nucleotides long. RefSeq lists its product as uncharacterized. The record is from RefSeq and is a predicted model, not a curated record. The transcript has 3 exons. Lineage: Eukaryota; Metazoa; Arthropoda; Insecta; Hymenoptera; Formicidae. The coding region runs from base 15 to 845 and encodes 276 amino acids.